Messenger RNA from Drosophila sechellia, 870 nucleotides. RefSeq lists its product as uncharacterized. The transcript is spliced from 2 exons. The record is from RefSeq and is a predicted model, not a curated record. NCBI's taxonomy places the organism in Eukaryota, Metazoa, Arthropoda, Insecta, Diptera, Drosophilidae. The coding region runs from base 26 to 787 and encodes 253 amino acids.
UCCAGCAGCUAUCGAUUGACAUACCAUGAGGACCCUGAGCGUCUUGAUUCUCCUCGCAACUCUGGUUGCCUUUUGUGCAGCCCAGCAGGCCUCCAGUGGCAAGAACAGAAAGGAGAAUGCCUUCUCCAAGAUCGUUCCUCGCCUGCUGUGGAACAUCAAGCGCGGCGACCAGGAGAGCCACCGCAACUCCCAGCAACCCAUCAUCAUAGUGCAGCAGCCCAGCUCGAAUCAGGAAUCGGAUAGACACCACCACCACAACCCCAACUAUCCCUACUACCCGUACUACCCACCACCACCACCCCAACACCGUCCUCCGCCACCGUUUCCCGGCAUGGACUGGAACACUGUGGGAGGAGGACCCACCUACCUGAUCAUCAACCCCAACAACAUGCAGGGCAUCUACCUGCCCGCCAGCUCCAACAGCUCCAACUCCACCAGCUCGCGUCGCAGCGCCUUUGUGCCCACCAUUUCCGAUUUGCUGCAGGGACUCAACCUGGACGACCUGAGCGAUGGAAGUCUCUUUGAAGAUGAUUCGGAGGUGGUCAACGCGGCCGAGGAUGGAAAUGCGGAGAUUCCCGUGCCCGAUGGACCAAUCAGCCAGGCUGACGACGAUCGCGAGGAGGACGUGGUUAGCGAGGAUGAGAUCGACGCCUUGGAUCGCCAGAGCAACAGGGGAUUGAGUCCCAAACACCUGGUCUCCAUACUGAUGCAGGACAAGAGGCGUCGCCGCAUCCAGGAGGUUCUCGCUGGCAUCUAUCUGAGGAACUACAAUCUGAGCAGGAAGUAAUCGAACGGACACGAGCAGAUACAAAUUGAAAUUGUGCGAGGCUGAAUAAAUAGCGGGCACCUUGCCCAAAAACACCCCAUAAA